AUGUCCGCUCUCUCACUCACAGGACGCACAGCCUUCAUCACGGGCGGGUCUCGCGGUAUCGGUCUCGAGAUCGGCAAAUCUCUCGCUUCCCGUGGCGCAAACGUAAUCAUCGCAGCGAAAACGGCAACCCCUCACGCAAAGCUCCCCGGAACCAUCUUUACUGCUUGCGAUGAAAUCUCUGCCUCUGCCCAAUCCUCCGGCUCCAACGGCGUUGCUCACCCAAUCCAGCUUGACAUCCGAGAUGCCACUGCUGUUGAGAGCGCGAUUAAGGAUGCAGCGUCCAAAUUCGGAGGCUUGGACAUCGUCAUCAACAAUGCUUCAGCUAUUAGUAUGGCUCCCACCCACAAAGCUAGUGUCAAGAGCUACGAUCUUAUGAAUGGAAUCAACGCCAGAGGUAGUUGGUUGGUUAGUCGUUUCGCACUGCCCCAUCUAUUGGAGAGUGCAGGGAAAGGCAAGAAUCCGCACAUCCUCAGUUUGUCGCCUCCGUUGAACUUCAACACCCUCUCUACUACUCCCGGUCCGAAAUGUCCGCCAAGCAUCUUUCCGCAUCAGAUCGCACAAACAGGCUCGGCCUAUACGAUUGCAAAAUUCGGAAUGUCACUCCUAACCCUCGGUCUCUCAGCCGAAACCCUCGGCCGCAUCGGAGUAAACUCUCUUUGGCCUUACACGCUAAUCGCAACCUCCGCCAUGAAGAUCGUCAGUAAGGAUGCUGAUGUGGAGGAAAGAAGAUGGAGAAAGCCAUCAAUCCUAGCCGAGGCAGCAGUACGUGUCGUUGGAGAGAGCGCGGAGAGCUUUACAGGGCAAUUUCUAGUAGAUGAGUUGUAUCUCAGAGAAAAAGGGUUGACUUUGGCUGAUAUCAAACGCUUUAAUGUGUACGAAGCGACGGAGAUGGAUGAUCUGGCGCAAGACUUGUAUAUUUCGCACGAGUUGAGGGAUGCUGUCAAGGCCUCUCGAAAGCAGUCAUAG
Molecule: messenger RNA, 966 nt
Organism: Ustilago hordei
Lineage: Eukaryota; Fungi; Basidiomycota; Ustilaginomycetes; Ustilaginales; Ustilaginaceae
Exons: 1
Coding region: 1-966 (321 amino acids)
Cellular component (GO): mitochondrion
Molecular function (GO): oxidoreductase activity
Source: RefSeq, a predicted model, not a curated record